Molecule: messenger RNA, 1220 nt
Organism: Mytilinidion resinicola
Lineage: Eukaryota; Fungi; Ascomycota; Dothideomycetes; Mytilinidiales; Mytilinidiaceae
Product: Cupredoxin
Exons: 3
Coding region: 148-924 (258 amino acids)
Molecular function (GO): electron transfer activity; copper ion binding
Source: RefSeq, a predicted model, not a curated record
UACUCUGUCUGUCUCUCUGUCUUUCACUUCUUAAUUAUACAUUCAAUCCUUCUGGCAAGUCCAGUCUAGAGCGCUAGCCGCCUAUCAUUUUCAUUCAUCUCCACCACGAUCUUUUAUAAUACAGUCGCUCAUUUGACUUCGCCGAAAAUGCAUUUCUCACGAACCAUCGCUGCGUCGCUUUUCGUGGUCGGUCAGGUGUUAGCACAGGCUGCCUAUACUGCCAGUGCCACUGUUGCCGCGGCGGCGGGUCAGGAAACCGUCCAUGUCGUCCAAGUCGGAGGAACCAAUGGUUCAACCAUCUUUUCGCCAAACAGUGUCAUCGCAGCCGCCGGCGACCUCGUCCAGUUCCAAUUCAAUAAAAAGAACCACUCCGUCGUUCAAUCCACCUUCGACCAGCCGUGUGUUCCGAUCCAGAAUGUGAUGCCCAACAAGACCGACGCGUUCUUCUCCGGGUUUAUGGCAAACAAUCACACAUUCGGUGCUUCUGGUGUGCAACUAGUCUACACUAUCCGCGUCAAGGACACAAAACCCAUCUGGUUCUACUGCUCCCAGGCCAAACAUUGCCAGUCCGGUAUGGUCGGCGCCAUCAACGCUGCCACUAGCGGUAACAAGACCGUCCAAGCCUUCGCUGCGCUCGCAGCCCUCGCCCCUGCCAACCUAUCCCCGGGCCAGAACCCCGCCGAUGUCGCCGGCGCCGCAUCUAGUUCCGGAGCCGUCCUCGGUGGAGCUUCUACUAUCGCGACCGCCACGGCAGCUGCACCAUCGGGCGUUGCGGGCGCGACGGGCGGUGCCGCCACGGCCGCAAGUACAACCAGUCCCCCUCAGCAGUCCGUCAACGCCGCGCCCGGAGGCUUUGCCGACGCCGCCAGGAGUGGCUUGUCAGGGCUUGCGUGGGCGGGUAUUGCUGCUUUCUUUAUGCUAUAGGGUUGAGUUGGAUAUACCAUGUUUUGAAAAUAGAUGCGGGGAGAAAAGGAUUGAAGGCUUUGUAAGCUGGGGCUUAUUCGUAUUGGCUGAGCCGUAUUUUUUGGGAUGCACUGUGUGGGCGUUUACUGUCGAAGCAGAAAGCUAUGUUUAGUGUGUCCAUAUUAUUGUAUGUUGGAUGCAUAGACUCGUAAUAACAAUGCACUCUUGUCAUGAAUAUGGUGGAGCGUGUAGAAGGGAAAUGGGGCCCUAACAGCGUGCAGAGUUUCUGCCUAGCUACCGAAGAGCUAGAACACGAG